Molecule: messenger RNA, 1099 nt
Organism: Prosopis cineraria
Lineage: Eukaryota; Viridiplantae; Streptophyta; Magnoliopsida; Fabales; Fabaceae
Product: transcription factor bHLH36-like
Exons: 3
Coding region: 121-900 (259 amino acids)
Biological process (GO): regulation of transcription by RNA polymerase II
Cellular component (GO): RNA polymerase II transcription regulator complex
Molecular function (GO): protein dimerization activity; DNA-binding transcription factor activity, RNA polymerase II-specific; RNA polymerase II transcription regulatory region sequence-specific DNA binding
Source: RefSeq, a predicted model, not a curated record
UUGCAGGGAGGAAUCUUGAAGGUCUCUAAGAGAGAUAGCAAAGCCCAAAAAAUCUGUGCUUCCUGUUGCCUCCAUAACCAAAGUUUGAGGACUUUUGAGUACUCAUUGGAAGAGAACAGUAUGUUUCCUUCACAACGAGGCGAUGAGAUGGUCAUCGAAUUUUCUAGUUGUCCCCACCAUCAACAACAGAAAAUGUCAGAGGAUCUCAUUCUGGACGACUAUGCUCAUACUUCUCUGGAUUUCCUCGAUUUUUCUCAUAAAAAAUUACAAGGUCGUACCGACAAGCCGAAGAAACUACUUUACGAGUCGUCUGAUGAUAAGAUUAAUUACCAUUAUCGAAAUUCUGAAAACGACUACAAGAAGAAGAACGAGAGGCUGGUUCACAGGGAGAUUGAGAGGCAAAGAAGGCAAGAAAUGGCUACCCUCCAUGCCUCUCUUAGAUCUCUUCUCCCACUUGAGUUCAUCAAGGGAAAGCGUUCGAUAUCAGACCACAUGAAUGAGGCGAAGAACUACAUAAAGCACCUGCAGAAGAAAAUCAAAGAACUGAGCGCCAAGAGAGAUGAACUGAAGAGACUAUCGAAGAAUUCUUCAAAUCCAGAAACACUCGAGUGCGAAGAGUACACGUGUAGCGGUUUUUUCAGUAUUCACGAGAUUAAUACUAAUGGUGGUGUGGGAAUAGAAGUUUCUAGUUCCUUCGGAGAGGAAAGGCUUUCCCUUUCAAAAGUGCUUAAACUGGUGCUUGACGAAGGACUUGGAGUUGUUAAUUGUGUUUCCACCGAAGUCAAUGGCAGAUUACUUCACAGUGUUCAGUGUGAGGUUAACAGUUCCGACCGCGUAGACUUACCCGCGCUGAGGAGGAAAAUUGUCAAUCUAGUCCCAUCAUUUAAAUGUCGUGAUUAAUUAUGCUUACAUUAAAAUUAACUUGGGUAUUGACAAGAAACGCAUGACCAUUUUUCUUUUCUAACAGGUUAAUUAGUUAGUACUUUUUAUGUUUGGAUGAGUUUGCUUUAAUGUUUCACGUCACCUUGUCUUUGUUUCAGAUCCUUCCUUUUCUGAACAAUAUGAAGGAAAUAAGAGGAAAGCAUUUCAUUUACUAAAA